AACAGUAAAUUUUACUAGAAUUAACCUGUGUUGGAACAUGUAAAGUUUCGUAGAUAAGUGUUCUGGGUAAAUAAGUUAAGUCAGAAUGUAGACGUACUUAUAGAAUAAUGAAAAUGGGAAAAAACAAAAUGAUAUGUAAUACUCAAUAACAGACAAAAAUCUGCAAUCAAAUUUUACCAAACGUGCGCAUUAUGGUGUUUUUUAUCGUUUAUGGUUUUCCAAUAUUAAACUAAAGCUAAAGACGUAAAGUUCAUGAGAAGGGGAAUACCCAACAACUGAACAAGAACAAUAUUGGUACACUGGAAAGGAGUGCAAAGAAGAGCUAUCAGAAUGAUACCUGCUUUGAAAAUCUGCCACAACAGAAUACGAUUACCAGGGAAUGGCACAGCACCAAGGUAUGUCACCAGAUGGAAACUCAUCUAGUAUCCAUCCUUCAAUGGCUCAACUUGCAAUGUUACCAGCAGGGCUGAAUUUAACAAUGAAUACUGCUAAUCAGUUAAUAGGUGCAGGGUUACAGGGAUCACCUUUUUCAAACAACAGUGCUCCUCGUCACUUCCCUCAAGGAACACCGCUGAUGGCAUCUUAUCCAGCUGGUAGAGGUGGUGGUGGAAAGAUGAAGAAGAAGCCAAAAGUGAAUAAAGAUGGCAUUCCUGCUCCAAAACGUGCCACCACUGCAUACAUCAACUUCACUCAGUGGUAUAGAGAAGAGAUGAAGAAAUCAGGAAGACAAGUACCUCGGAUUGGUGAUUUUGGUAAAGAAUGUGCUGCUAAGUGGAAUUCUAUGUCAGAGGAGGAGAAGCAGCCUUUCAUUGAUGCUUCAAGUAAAGACAGAGAACGCUAUAGAAGAGAAAUGGCCAUUUAUAAGCCUGCUCGUGAUUCCAACAAACCUAAAAGACCAGGAACAGCCUUCAUGCUGUUUAUGUCUGACUUUCGAAAAAGAAUGGCAGGGAAAGAACCAGAGGGAGGUGUAGCAGCUAUGGCCAAGUUAGGUGGUGAACAGUGGAGAAACAUGACUGAAGAAGAGAAGCAGCCUUAUGUUGAAAAACAGAAUGAAGCCAAAAUAAUAUAUGAACAAUCAAUGGAAGAGUACCGUAGACAGCAAAGUACUUCAGUUCAACAAAUGGCCAAGCAGCCUAAUAUGAUGAUGAUGCAGCUGGAGGAACAGGAUGACUCUGACAGUAAGGACAUAGCACAGUCUCCAUCAGGAAACUCUGCUUCUGCUUCCCCUCCUGCUGCCCACUCUGUCAGCCCUGCCACUUCAGGGUUGUCUUCCAACAUUCCUUCAGGCCUUUCACCCAUGCCACUGGCCCAAAUGACCCCGGCUCACUCUGCAGCUCUCCAAAUGGCCUAUGGUCAACCAUCAGUUGCUGCUCUUCCCAACUUAUCUCACUUGGGAAACAUCCUGAAUACUCCCAUUAAUUAUACUCAGGCUCAUGCUGCCAACAACUCUCCAUACAUGGGUAAUAGCAACAACAGCUACAACCAAUCGCCACAGUCUGGUCAAUACAGCUGGUCAUGAGUAGCUAGCUGAUGGCAACAACUCUUCAGUUGAGAGGUCGCUACCAUGGAUAGCUUUUGUAAUGUGUAAAAUCUUACUUAAUUGCUGUGCUGCCAUUGUUUGUUUAUUUUUUGUACCCAUUAUGGUCUGGGCUGAGUUUUUGCACUUCUGUGUUUUGUAGAUGUAGCUAAGUUACUGUCACUGCAUGUACAUGGUGGUUUAAAAGUCAUUGAUAGCCAUGAGAAUCUUACUGAUUAUUUUUUUUAAAGAUAAUUUCUCAAAUAUAAUAAGCACCAGUUAGCUUUGUUUGGUAAAAAUUUGUUAUGGAGUACAAGUCUUGAAGUUGUUCCAGUCCUUCAAGUGCACUUGAUAAAAAUUCCAGUGUUCCAGAAAACUGUAGAAAGAAAACGAAAGUGUUGGCACAUGCUGUUUCUGUUGGUAGCUAAUAGCUGACACUUUUAUUGUAAAUUUUUUUAUACGUUUUCAUUGUCAUGUCUUUUACUUUACUGCUUGUAAUCAUAGUUGAUUAUUUAAAGAAAACAAAAAGUUUGGUCACAACUUGAUGUUUAUACUACCAUGUACAACUUUGUUUUGUGAUACGAGUUGAUCUGCACAGUGCAUUAUAUACAUGUGUAUAUAUAUCAACUUGUAUGUAAUGCUUAGUUUCUCUAGUACCAAGACUGUUGACUGAGAAAGGGUUACAUAUUUUAUUAUUAUAACACCAGACAGCUAAUGAUUAAAGGUAUUAAACAUUGUGAAUGAGGCUUAGAAUAUCUACAUAUUUAUUGUAUUUCAAAGUAUUCUACUGUUUGUUUGUUGUAGCAGGUUUUUGUUGUUUUUUUUCCUGUCAAGUGCUCCUGCCAGAAAUGUUGAAGAAAGAUUUGACAGAAGUGCAGUAGAUUUUUUUUUUACAUAUCUGUAAAACUUUAGUUUUCAUACACGGUAAUGGAAAAACUGUUCAAGAUGCUUCCUGUGGUCCCUAUAUAUAUGAUAGGGACUGUUAAAUAUUUGUUUAAUGUCUCAUGAUUCUCAGUACAGUGUAGCCAUUUUUCAAAUAUAUCUGUAAAUAGACAUGUCUGAUAAACAUUUCAUAGCAUGUAAUUAUUAGUAUCAUUAGUGUUCCUCUUUUUUAAUCACACAAUCAUACUUUGAUAUUACAUGCUUACUUGUGUAUUUAACCUACUGUGGCUCUUUUUUUUUUUUUUUAGUAUUUGGAUGAUAUUUGUGAUACUGAGUUAAAUUUUGCUUAUUAUAAUGAAAAUUAUUGUGCCAUUAAACUGACACUCUGGGCUUGUAAUACUGCUUACUCUGAAGUAAGUCUGAACCUCCCCUUUCAAAUGAGGCCAUAAGUGGAGUGUAUAUGAGUUUAAAUAUGUGUGUGUGGUUUUUAUUUCAUUAACUCAAUCUUUAUGUCACAUAUGAAUGAAGUAAGGUGAACUUCAUUGUAAAAUCAAAAGUUGAAACUCUUGUUUUGUUUCUACUUCUUCUCAGUAUUAGUUUGUUUCCAAAGAUUUUAAUUUAUGCAGACUCUUAUUAACCUUUUUUUUUUUAGUAUAUGCUACUUUGGUAUGUUGAUCAUUUGUAAAAAAAUACAGUAAUCUCAGUUUUAAGGUAUGCCAAAGUUUCAUAGCUUUCAAUGAAGCUUGUUGUUAGAAUUGUAUUUAUCUUUUUAUAGAUAUAUAACCAACCAUCUCAGUAAAUGUUUGUUUUUAACUGGGACCAAUGCACAGUCUUUUUCAUUAAAUUUACAUUCCUUUUCAAAAUUGUAGUUUAUUAAAACAGAAACUAAUUUUUAUGCUCAUGCAAUACCCUCGUAUAUAUCGUUUUUCAGUUAAACCAAGUUAAUUUUAAGCAUUGUUAUAAUUAUUUUAGUAGAACCACGAUUCAUAAGUUAAGGUUGUAUUAUUCAUAUGUACGAAGUUUUUCACAAUUCAUUGUAUAUUUUCAAAUGUCGAACUUUUAUGUCUUGCGUGUGUUCUUAUUCGAAUUGUAUUUAUACUUUAAAAAGUCCUUACAAUUUUUAUGGAUAAAUGGGUAGAAAUAUUUCACUGCUUGUAGAAAUUCCAGUUUCUCUUCGUAAAAUGACAAACAUGGAAAAACUGCACCCCAUUUAUGUAAUAAUAGCGUCAUAUUUUCCACUUGGAACAAAAAAAUGUCUUAAAUAUUUUGCAAAACAAGUCCGGUAAAUGGCAGGUGUUUUUUAUUUACAUUAUCACAAUUUUUGUCACCGUGAAAUUGUAAACUUGUGUUUUACUAUUUAGUAUAAGUCACAAGAGAUCUUAAAUAGGAGUACAUGCAGUGGGAGGAUCCAAGAUGCUUUCCCCGACUCUGUACACAAAGUGUAAAUAAAAGGAUGCUGGUGCCGGA
Messenger RNA from Limulus polyphemus (Atlantic horseshoe crab), 3865 nucleotides. Its product is annotated as intrastrand cross-link recognition protein-like. The transcript has 7 exons. Gene Ontology annotation, biological process: regulation of transcription by RNA polymerase II. The coding region runs from base 380 to 1519 and encodes 379 amino acids. Gene Ontology annotation, molecular function: DNA binding, bending. Lineage: Eukaryota; Metazoa; Arthropoda; Merostomata; Xiphosura; Limulidae. The record is from RefSeq and is a predicted model, not a curated record.